This is a messenger RNA of Solanum tuberosum (potato), 1651 nucleotides long. RefSeq lists its product as uncharacterized. The transcript has a single exon. Lineage: Eukaryota; Viridiplantae; Streptophyta; Magnoliopsida; Solanales; Solanaceae. The coding region runs from base 83 to 1408 and encodes 441 amino acids. The record is from RefSeq and is a predicted model, not a curated record.
GGAAGAAAACAACCAAAUUCUUCCUUGCAUCUUUCAUUCAUACAAAAAACACCAUUGCAGAUUUUUGGAAACAGAUCAGAAAAUGAAUGGUUUAGUUGACAAGGAAACUAAGCCCAAUAUCUGCAGAGGAGGGCAGUCACUGCAAAUGAGUCAGAUACUACGAUUUCCUUUUGCUGAUACCUCAGAUAAUGAGGGUGCCUUAAAUCAUUUCAACCAUCGUCAUCCAUUGUUUCAAUCGCACUUUCGACAGAGAGAAAGAAUCCAAUGCAGCUUUUGUAACAUUGUCAUCUCUGGUCGAGGUUAUGCCUGCAAUAAACAUUGUGAUUAUUACCUUCAUGAGGUGUGUAGUAACUUUCCAAGGGAAAUUCAGCAUGAUUUUCAUCCUGGAUCUGACCACAAUCUUAUUCUCCGGCCCUUUAAAGCCACAAACCGAGAACAGUUUCAUUGUGCUGCUUGUGGACAUGAUGAUUCUGUUCAUUCUCUGUUCCAGUCAUACUAUGGCUGCGAGUCGUGCAAUUUCAAUCUUCAUGUUGAAUGCGCUUCUAUACCCAUAACCUUGGACCAAAAAGUGAAAUAUCCGCUUCAUCUGUUCCUUUCUUUCCCAAUAACCAGUGAGACUGCUACUCUCUCCUGCUCAAUUUGUACUGAAGUUGUUCCCACUUCUGGAUGCUGGCUAUUUUACAACCAUAAGCAUGAUUACCUCUGUCACGUCAAUUGUGCUGCUGUAUCAGAAUACGGAGUGGAGAAUCAUUCCAUGGAUAGACUACAAAACCGGCUGCAAACUCUGGCAACAACAAACCGCCCUCCCACAACACUUGAAGGUCAACCAUCUGGGAACGUUACACAUUUCUCUCACCGCCAUACUCUCAAGGAAUAUAACUCGGACAAGUCCCUGGCAUGCAACUUGUGCCGUUCUAAAUACUUCAAAGGGUACUUUUGUAGUGAUUGCAAUUACUUUAUUGAUAGAACUUGCUUCUCGGUUCCAUCUAUGAUUCAACAUAUGUCUCAUCCGCAACACCCUCUACGGUUAACUUGCUACUUGGAUUAUCAAAAUGAGAAUGUCAAUUGCCGGUGCUGCCAGGUUAACAAAGAAAGUAGUCAUAACAGGGCCUACUAUUGCGCUCCAUGCAAAUUCAUUUUGAGUUGCCAGUGUGCUGGAGCUCCCAAAACCUUGACGCUGGCAAGCAAUGUCUCAUACAAGCUCUUCUUUGAAUUCCCCUUUAAGCAUGAGAAUGCAGAGGUCAAGUGCAAAAUUUGUUCCGAGAAAGUGGUGAUCAAAGAUGGACUGUUGUACUAUAAUCUAGAGCGUGAUGAAACUUUGCAUGUUUCUUGUGCCCUCACAAACGAAUCCAAAAAGAAAAUGACCAGUUUAAUUCCACGGUUAAAUGAAGUGAGGAUAACUGAGUAAAUCGAAAUUAGUUCCUCCUCAAGACUGGAAGUUUAGUACAGUUGCAAGUAUGAAGGUGUUUGUUUUUUGGCAGUGUGUUAUGUCUUGAUGUGUGUUUGUUUCUUUGCUUUUUCCUUUUUUGUUUCCAGCUGUUGUGCUUGUUUAUCUGUUGUGGUGAUUUUGGUAAUGUUACUGCUAUGUGUUGUCUUAUCUUGGAAUGAAAGCUCUAUUGCCUUCUUAUUUUUAUGGUUAGGCUUAAUUUAA